AUGGACCCCGAAAAGAAAGUCGUCCUCGAACAGGAUGAGUUUGUCAAUGAGCCUGCCCAGCCGACAUCAGAAGCGGCCAAGAAGCUCGCCGCCAUUGCCGAGACGGCAGAGGCCGAAAUCAAGAACCCUCUUGUCGGCAUCCCCCGCGAGGACCUCUUUGCGCGCGUGACGGCGUUUCAGCAAGAAAAGGGCCUGCCAGAGGACAUUUUGCCGCUUCUCAAAAAGGGCGCCCUCGUCGCGCAGAGCCCCGCCGGCUUCGAGGAGCUCAGCGACUUGGAUGAGGGUGACAAGGAGGCCUUGCGCAGGGAAGUCACCCACCGAUGGAGUCAUCCCUGGCCACUUUACUUUACCAUUGGACUCAAUUCCAUUGCAGCAGCUAUUCAGGGCUGGGACCAGACCGGCUCCAACGGCGCCAAUCUUGGCUUCCCCGAAGCUCUUGGUAUCCCCGACUUCAAACCGGCGUGUGGACCUGAUGAAACCCUGGGUCUCUGUGCCAAAAACGCCUGGAUCGUUGGUUUUGUUAAUGCUAUGCCUUACAUUACUAUUUGUCUCUUUGCUGGUUGGAUAUCUGACCCUCUCAAUGAACUUAUGGGCCGUCGGGGCGUCAUCUUUGUGGCGGCCAUCUUCUCUCUGCUCGCACCCUUUGGCAUGGCUCUCUCGCAGACAUGGGGCCAGCUUGCUGCCUCCAGAAUGCUGCUUGGCAUUGGUAUGGGUCUAAAGGAAGUUACUGUCCCCGUCUAUUCGGCCGAGAAUGCUCCCACAGUCAUCCGCGGUGGUCUAGUCAUGUCAUGGCAACUCUGGACCGCGUUCGGCAUUUUCCUCGGUACUUGUGCGAAUCUGGUCGUUGGCAAGGUCGCAACCAUCGCAUGGCGUCUCCAGCUUGGCUCGGCCUUCAUUCCCGCCGUCCCGCUUGUGAUAGGUAUCUAUUUUUGUCCCGAGUCUCCUCGAUGGUACCUCAAGAAGAACCGUCACAUCAAGGCUUGGAAGUCGCUGCUUCGUCUGCGAAACACGCCCCUGCAGGCUGCCCGUGACUUGUUCUACAUUCAAUGCCUUCUUGAACACGAAGACAAGAUGAUUCAAGAAGCCGGUCUGAACGUGAAUGGUAGUGUCUUCACUCGCUUCAUUGAACUUUUCACAAUCCCUCGAAACCGUCGUGCCACCCAGGCUUCUGGUAUUGUCAUGAUUGCCCAGCAGCUGUGCGGCAUCAACAUUAUCGCUUUCUACAGCAGCACUAUAUUUGUCCAGAGCGGCAUUUCUGCUUAUAGUGCUCUUUGGGCCAGUUUUGGCUUUGGUCUGAUUAAUUUCCUCUUUGCCUGGCCUGCUGUGUGGACCAUUGAUACUUUUGGUCGUCGUGCUCUGUUGAUUUUCACCUUUCCCAACAUGUUCUGGACUUUGCUCGUGGCUGGAUUUUGCUUUCUCAUUGACCAUGGCACGGAGCAUAGCACAGCCCGCAUUGGUGCCGUUGCCACCUUUGUGUACCUCUUUUGUGCAUUCUACUCGCCUGGAGCUGGUCCUAUCCCCUUCAGCUACUCGGCAGAGUGCUUCCAAUUAUCACAUCGUGAAGUUGGCAUGUCAUGGGCCGUGGCAACCAACAACUUUUGGGGUGCCAUUCUGAGCUUGACAUUCCCGCGCAUGCUUCGCGCCAUGACACCGACUGGCGCGUUUGGAUUCUACGCCGCCAUGAAUGUCGUCGCAUUAACUCUCAUUUUUUGCUUUGUUCCCGAGACGAAGCAAAAGAGUCUGGAGGAACUAGACUACGUCUUUGGCGUCUCUACCCGAACGCACGCCAAGUACCAACUCGGCACCGUGCUGCCAUGGGGACUCAGGCAUUACAUCUUCCAGAAGAAGGACAGAGUCUGCCCUUCUCUGUACAAGGAUGACAACAAGGCUGCCAGACCUAAUGAGGGCAAGGCUGCAAUCGCUGCGGCCAUUACCCACGACGAUCCCUUCGCUGUUUACGGCGCCGCCCACGAGGACGAGACACCUCUCGACACCCACAUCCGCGACGACAACACGGCCACGGCCAGGACUGAGUCGGGUCGGCGAGACGGCAAGCUUCAAAGCGGCUACAUGGCGGACCAUCACGGAAGGAGACCGCCCGAGGUGAAGACGCUGUCAAGGAAAACAAAGGGCAAGCAAGUCGCCAGAGAUAAGGAGGCCACCGACGGUAACCAGGCGACCAAUCUCGUCUACGACAGCCUAACCGGUCUUCCACUCGACCUAGUCAUCGUCAAGUCUGCUCGAUCGUACAGUUUGGACCUGGCCGCAGGUCUCACCACUACCCUCCUCCAGAAACUCGCCGGCAUACCCGGGGUCGGGGGGAGUUCCAGUACACGACACUCUUUCGUAAUCAUGGCCUUGAACGAAACUGAGAUCCCGCCGACACUCGAGUUAAGUUUGGACACGACCGCAGUAGCCGAAGUUCCCAACGCAGAGGAGACUGCAGCAGCCACGACCUACCACGACAAAGACGAAGAAGAGUUCAAGAGCGCACUCACAAGCUACAUUGCAGACCACGCAUCCCCCACGGUGCUCCCUACGAGAACCCUAUUAGGCUGCCAGACGCAGCCCACUCGACGAUCAACUUGGACGGCCGGUGAUCAAUUUUCCACAAAUUUGACGAUAUAG
Messenger RNA from Beauveria bassiana ARSEF 2860, 2628 nucleotides. RefSeq names its product hexose transporter. Gene Ontology annotation, molecular function: myo-inositol:proton symporter activity. Gene Ontology annotation, cellular component: membrane. The transcript is spliced from 12 exons. Gene Ontology annotation, biological process: transmembrane transport. NCBI's taxonomy places the organism in Eukaryota, Fungi, Ascomycota, Sordariomycetes, Hypocreales, Cordycipitaceae. The record is from RefSeq and is a predicted model, not a curated record. The coding region runs from base 1 to 2628 and encodes 875 amino acids.